Malus domestica (apple) is the source of this 1185-nucleotide messenger RNA. Its product is annotated as F-box/kelch-repeat protein At3g23880-like. Lineage: Eukaryota; Viridiplantae; Streptophyta; Magnoliopsida; Rosales; Rosaceae. Gene Ontology annotation, molecular function: protein binding. The record is from RefSeq and is a predicted model, not a curated record.
AUGGCGGAGUUCCCACCGGAGCUGAUCUUUGAAAUCCUUUUACGGCUCCCGCCCGAGGACUUGUUACGAUGCUUGUGUGUUUCCAAAUCUUGGAAUGCCACCAUCCAUGACAAAAAAUUUAUCAAAUCCCAUCAACGCUCCAUCCAAACCAAUUCUUUUGGCUCUCUUUUAGUAACUGCAGGUAAUUCCCACGACGGGAGGAAGUUGAAGUUCUCUAAUAUUUACAACGAUGGUACUAUAGAACGAGCCACGGGAAUCGGACAGUCGCCUCUGCUAGACGUAGAAGGCUGGACUCGUUUUCCUUACACGUUGGUCUCAUGCAAUGGGAUAAUUUGCAUUCGCACCGAGACGGUCGACAAGGUCGAGGAAUUUGUUUUGUGGAAUCCGUCAAUUCAAAAGUUCAAAAAGAUACCCUCCCCAACGUUUGAGCAGCCUCCAUCGUCAGAUUUAUAUUUGCACCGUUCCUAUGGAUUCGGGUAUGAUUCAGCAAACGACGACUAUAAAAUUUUGGGAAUUGCAAGGUUUUUUGUUAAAGGGGACUUGAAUAUUGCUGUGCACCAAUAUCAAAUUUAUAGCCUAAAAUCCAACUCAUGGAGAAAGAUAAAAAACAUGCCGCGCGAUGAGUUUCAAUUAGGUAUGAGUGAUAUCGUGUUUUCGAACGGUUCUUUAAGUUGGCAGGCAUAUAACGUAUUAGAUGAAAAAUUCUAUGUUGUCACCUUUGAGCUUGCCAGUGAGAAAUAUCACUGGUUUCCCAACCCGGUUGAUAGGGAUGGUGAUAUUUGGCUUGUAGAGGUCUUGGGAGACUCGCUAUGUGUUGUUCGUUGGUGCAUCAGAGAAGCUUGGAUUAUGAAGGAACAUGGAUCUUGGACCCUGCUUUAUUCGAUUGGGUGGGUCGAUGAGUUUCGUCGUGGUUAUUGGAAACCUGUGAUGCUCUCAAAGAAUGGUGAAAGUGUUCUUGUGCAGAUAGACUCUAGAAAGUUUGUUUGGCUUGAUUUAGAGAAAAAAAGUUGGAAAGAAGUUGAAAUUGGUGGUCUACACGACGAUGGUUUCAAAGCAACCAUUUGCAAGCGGAGCCUUUGCCUUCUUGAUGGCGACCCUGUUAUUGUUGAGAGGAUCAAGAAUCCCUUCUCGAGGUUUUCUCCUCCACUACUAGAUCAAGAAUCCCUUCUCGCCAAUACUGAGUGA